AUGACAUUCACUCUCCUUAAGAAUGUGGACAUGGACAAAACUGAAUGGAUCAUCAAGGAUCGUGCUGUAAGAUGCUACGAGCGUACAACAUUUGGGGAUCGCUCUACAGUUUUGGGUCUUGAAGAGUACCGUAUUCAUGCUUCUAUCAAGAAGUUUCAUAUGGAACCUUUUAGGCGCCAUCUGAAGGAAGGAAGUGUUAUUGCAAUCAAGGACGUCAUUGUAGCUCCAAACAGUGAUGUUAUUGGACGAGUCGUCGGUAUAAACAAAUCGCAGACAAGGACUUUUGACAACAGAACAACACAUUUUGCCAAAAUAACUUUGGAGGAUGUCGAUCGAAACAAACUAUCUUGCACAUUGUGGUAA
Striga asiatica is the source of this 363-nucleotide messenger RNA. NCBI's taxonomy places the organism in Eukaryota, Viridiplantae, Streptophyta, Magnoliopsida, Lamiales, Orobanchaceae. The record is from the annotation of a GenBank genome assembly.